Microsporum canis CBS 113480 is the source of this 321-nucleotide messenger RNA. RefSeq lists its product as uncharacterized. The transcript is spliced from 2 exons. Lineage: Eukaryota; Fungi; Ascomycota; Eurotiomycetes; Onygenales; Arthrodermataceae. The coding region runs from base 1 to 321 and encodes 106 amino acids. The record is from RefSeq and is a predicted model, not a curated record.
AUGGCGGUAAGGGCUUUACAAAGUUUCCACACCCCGCCCUUCCUCCCGACCUCCGGAAGAGGUCGAUCUUGGGUCCUCGAUAUAUUGCUCUCCAUAGCAUCGUCAUCUUGGCAGCACAAACCAACUUCUAUCUGCACCACAGAUUUCUUCCCCGAAUGGCCCAUGGGCAGCACCCAGAAGCAGGGCUCUCCUGAUGAAAUUAACCAGUUUCAAGGGGGAUCAUUCCACGGAGCUGGGGUUGGCCGUGAUCCCAAACGUGUGAUAAAGGUCGAUCCCCUCAUUUUGGUCACUGAGGCUCCGGCCAAACAGUUUUAUCCAUGA